Messenger RNA from Momordica charantia (bitter melon), 3686 nucleotides. Lineage: Eukaryota; Viridiplantae; Streptophyta; Magnoliopsida; Cucurbitales; Cucurbitaceae. The record is from RefSeq and is a predicted model, not a curated record.
GAAAAUAUAUGGAUUCCUCGUGUAGAUGGGGGUUCUCCCAAUUACUAUUUUGUGGGUGUGUGCGACCGAUCAUGAGAAAGAUCAGAAAUCAACGACCCCAUCGCCCAUUUUCCCCAAAUUCCCAAGAAUGAAGCACGUGGGUCUAAGAUUAUACGCGAAAUUCUUGAUCUUACAUCAAAUUGUUGGCUUCGGUUCAUAUUACCAUGACAAAGAAACUUAAAAAUGUCAAACGAAAAGGCCAUUCUCACUCUCCUGCAAGGCUGCAACAGCCUCAACAAGCUUCGGAAAAUCCACGCCCAUGUAAUCCUAAGCGGCCUCCGCCAUCACGCCGCCAUUGGAAACAAGCUUUUGAACUUCUGCGCCAUUUCGGUUUCAGGUUCCCUUCCUUAUGCUCGGCUUCUCUUCCGCCACAUGGACUGCCCACAAACCGAAGCCUGGAACUCCAUCAUCAGAGGCUUCGCGCAGAGCGCAUCUCCCAUUGAAGCCGUUGUUUAUUAUAACCAAAUGGUUUGGGCUUCGCUCUCCCCCCCUGACACUUUCACUUUCUCAUUUGUGCUCAAAGCUUGUGAAAGGCUCAAGGCAGAGCGCAAGUGCAGAGAAGUUCAUGGUUCUGUAAUCCGCUGGGGCUAUGAUGGGGAUGUUAUUAUCUGCACCAAUCUUAUGAAAUGUUAUGCGGCAAUGGGGUUUAUUUGUGUUGCCCAACAGGUGUUCGACAAAAUGCCUACAAGAGACUUAGUGGCUUGGAAUGCUAUGAUUUCUUGCUAUUCUCAACAGGGUUUGCACCAGGAGGCAUUAGAGACAUACAAUCAGAUGAGAAGUGGAAAUGUGGAUGUAGAUGGGUUUACACUUGUUGGGUUGCUUUCGUCGUGCGCCCAUCUUGGAGCAUUGAAUAUUGGGGUUCAGAUGCAUAGAUUUGCUCGUGAAAAGGGUCUUGUGGAGAGUCUUUAUGUUGGAAAUGCCUUGAUUGAUAUGUAUGCUAAAUGUGGUAGUUUGGAUCAAGCCAUUCUUAUCUUUGAUAGAAUGCAGAGGAAGGAUGUUUUCACUUGGAACUCGAUGAUUGUUGGGUAUGGAGUGCACGGUCGAGGGACUGAAGCUAUAUUUUGCUUCCAACAGAUGCUAGAGGCAAGAAUUCAACCAAGUUCUGUCACAUUUCUGGGUUUACUUUGCGGAUGUAGUCAUCAAGGCUUAGUUCAAGAAGGCGUUAAAUUCUUCAAUUUGAUGAGCUCCAAGUUUAGGCUAAGACCUGAGGUUAAACACUAUGGAUGCCUUGUGGAUUUAUAUGGUCGAGCUGGGAAGCUCGAAAAGGCACUUGAGAUUAUAUUGAAUUCAUCGCAGAAUGAUCCGGUGCUGUGGCGUAUCUUACUUGGCUCCUGUAAAAUUCAUAAAAAUGUGGGAAUAGGAGAAAUUGCCAUGAACAAUCUCUCUCAGCUUGGUGCUACAAAUGCAGGAGAUUGUAUAUUGCUGGCUACAAUCUAUGCUGGAGUGAAGAAUACAAGCGGUGUUGUAAGAAUGAGGAAAAUGAUUAGGAGCCAAGGGAUAAAGACUACCCCGGGUUGGAGUUGGAUUGAAAUUGGGGAACAAGUUCAUAAAUUUGUGGUUGAUGACAAGUCCCAUCGUUAUUACAUUGAAGUUUAUGAGAAGUUGAAGGAAGUUAUUCAUCAAGCUUCCUUGUUUGGAUAUAUAGGAGAUGGGUAUUUUUCUACAACCGACGUGUUUUCCACCUCAGAGAUUCUGGAGACUUCUUGUUCAUAUCAUAGUGAGAAACUUGCAAUUGCAUUUGGAUUGGCAAGAACUGCAGAUGGGACACAGAUCCGAAUUGUUAAAAACCUUAGAGUUUGCAGAGACUGUCAUUCGUUCGUAAAAGCUGUCUCGUUGGCAUUCAACCGAGAAAUAAUUGUUAGAGACCGGGUUCGGUUCCACCAUUUCAAGGGUGGUCAAUGUUCCUGCAAUGACUACUGGUGAAAAGUGAAAAAUGUACUUUCACUUCUGCCCCAUUCAAGUAUGCAAGAGCCUCCUCUUGUUGUAAUGGAGUUUUGGCUCUUUUUCUCUCUUAUAUUAAGUAUAGCAAAGUCGCCUAACAGUCAUGAAAGGAGAAAACUGAGCUUGAAGUUAUUACGGUCUUAUUUGAUGUAACUUCCGACCUAUUGCAGCAUGAUGAGCUUAUGUAAAUAGUUAGACAAAUGAUAUGGGCUUCUCAAUAACCAUGAAGACCACAUCACAAGCAUAAACUUAUCGCAAGGAGGAUACUUUUCAGGUUGAUAUGAAAUUUCUGGCCUUUUUUUCCUUGGAGAAACCAAGUUUUCAUUGAGCAAAAGGAGGAAAAGGAACAAAAGUACAAGCCGAAGGGUGUACAAAAACAGCCCAAAACCAGAGGAGUCCGCACUGAACUAUAUAAAAAGGGGUUUCGAUUCAAAAUAAUGAGACUUAAUGGAUAAUUACAAAAGUCCUUAGAGCCUGACGCUGAUGUGGAGGCAUUAGACCUCGCCAACAAUCACACCUCCUCCCAAGAUCUCUCCAUAUCUCUAAAAUUCCUAUGUUUCCUCACUAACCAAAGACCUCAAACGACCACAAAGAAACCAACUUGCCACAAAAUCCUGCCUUGUCCCAGACCGGCAGGAACACUUGGAUUUCCUCCACCACGGACAUGCACUACAUGCUUUAUCUAUAAUUCUAGACGACUACAUCUUUGAGGCAUGGUUAAGUCUAGGAAAUUGCUCUGAUACGACCCAUUAGAAUAACAAGUCUUUACUUUGGACCUAAGUUCACGUAGUUUUGAUUUUGGGUUCUACCGAAAGACUAGAUCUCAUCCCUGGCAUGUUUUACGUUAACCAUUAUCUUUUCUGAUGUUUACCAAUCUCUGAACAUUUUCUCACUUUCAGAACUUCUUUCUGGGAUAGCUCACUCGUAAUUGUGUUUUCCAUAUCAGGGGUCAGGCAAAUAAAUAUACUUCAGGAUAACUUAACUGAUCCCGAUGAAGACCGUAGAUGCAGUAUAUAUGAUCCAGAAGUAUAGAGUGUGAAAAACAGAUAAAGACGAGUAGUUCAAUUAAGGCAACUCUAUUGUACUCUUUAUACACAAUUAGGAAUGAAGGAGGCAGAUCAGAAAAGGAAGAAGGGGACAAUUAUCCCCUUGGUUUAAAUAUUCCUUCUCAUCCAAAAUUUUAGAAUUCAAUGAUUAUACCUGUUGUGAGUAAAAUUACGUACACCCAAAUUGGCUAGGAAAAUAAUUUGAUCGGCAGUGGAAGACUCGAAAGGGGAAUGCCAUUGGUGAUUUAUCCAACCCAGCAUAUAAGCAACGGUCGUUGGAAACAAAAACCUCUUAAGAAUAGUUGCGCCUCAACUUGGCUAGUUUAGAGGAAAAGUCGAGUCACCUCGGCCGAGGCACUUGCCCUAGCUAAGUCGAGCUGACAUAAGUGAGACCCUCAAUUGUCGAGCCAAGGUGAUCCAUCACCACCGAGUCGACCUUAUGCCAUGUUGCCAUUGUAUAAAUAGAAGGAGAGAUCUUACCUCUGAGAUAUGUUACAUAACCCUACUUCUGACUAUACUCAACUAAACUUUAGGCGCUAGCACACGUCCUUUAUGUGCAAAUGAUCAUUUGGAACUCUUAUUCAUUGAAUUAGCUCAUUUGUGACUUGUAGACUUGUACCAAAUUUGGAUAUCUAUUGCAAUUUUUAUCUUAAAAUUUAA